GCGAGCUGCCGCGAAGCGUGGGAGCAUUAGGCCGCGGCGUAAGGGCCCUGGCUUCAGCACAGCAGCGUACAUCCCCGGUGGGUCUCAAUACCGUUUGAGCCGACUGCUGUGAAGUCAGACGCGCGGGUAACAGGGUUGCUACUGCCGCCUUAUUACGGCCUUGCACUUGGACGGGGGGACUCCGCAUGGCUGACUGCUCUGCGCUGCCUUUGAUACCUCCCAGUCGUUCUAUAAUUACCUGCUCCAGAUUACCGGUAUCGUCAUACCAGCACACCAUAGGUGGUGGUGCCCGUGUGACGGCGUUUGACGCUGCCUUGCACACAUGCGGCGGUGGUUCCGGUGGUGGCGUGAGCGCCGGCGCCUCAUACGUGCAUGUUGCAUCAGCGGAGUACUCAGCCAUGAAAGCAGGCCACACGCCCCACGAUCGGGCGCCUGCUCGGCCAGAUUGCCCCGUCAAGGCAUCAAGGCAAGCGCGCGGCGGCGUACAAGCAAGCCAGGCCGCCGGUGGAGCUGACAGGAGCGCUGUCUGUUGAAGCGGUGGUGUGGGUGCGUGCUCAGGCACAUGCGGCGCUGCUGGCGGCAUCUGCUGCACAGCAGGUUGCGCGGGCUGCUGCGCGGGAAUCCGCUCCAAGUGAUAUGUCCGCUGGGGCGUGUCAUCCCGUAUUACUGCUGGCGGCGGGGAUACGGUCUGCUGCAUGACGUAAACGUGCGUCGGGAAGGUGGCGCUAGGCGCAUCAGCCGUGCCAUGUGAGCGGCAAGACCCUCAAGAGCGGCUUCAUCCGCUUGAUCGGCGUCGUAUAAGUCGACUUGUUGCACGUCAUGAUGGUCGUGACCUCGCCCGCGGUUUGCUUGGAGUUGUGUUGAUGGCGAUGAGUAGCGUCCAUGUCGUGAUGGACGGCUGCCGUAGUAAUGGGGCUCAUCGUGCGAGCGGUAGUGGCAGUCCGCGAACCGCCGGUCCCUGUUGCGGCCAUGGCGGCGGCCGGGAGACUGGUCACGCCACCGGUGACUGCGGCUACUGGGUGCAGGGUAGCAUUGCGAGCCUUCCUCGAUGUAGAUGGCGUCGUGAAUAGCUUCUUCAAGUGUCUUGGGCCUCAGCAAGAACACCUGAUCGUAGAUGUCCGGUUGUAGCCCACGAAGGAAGGAGAAGGUAUGGACGGGGUCAGAGGUAUUGAGCGACAGCUGUGACGCCAGGUCGCGAAACCGAUCCGCGUACUCUCGCACGGGUUCACGCCGCCGCUGUUGGCAGCGUGCAAGCAGGUUGUAUAACUCCUCCUGAUUCGCCUCAAAUCGCUCUUGAAAAGUGAUUUGGAACUGCGCCCAGGUGGUGAUGGAGUUCUCCACCCCUGAAUACCACGUUGCGGCAGAGUCUCCUAGCCGGCAGACAGCCACAUCCAGCGUCUGGUCGUCCGUCCAGCCGUACAUGCGCUUAGCGCGUUCUAGCCGGGCCAGCCAUUGCCGAGCGCAAUCAUCCGUCUCAUAGUACGGUAUGGAAUUGACGCUGCUGGGCUGCACGUGCGAUGGUGUUGCCAUGUUGGCUUAGCUUGAUAGCGCUGCGAGACUAAGGGGAGACCAGGCACGACCCGCCAGUCGAGCACCAGCUAACCUGGUCUCGAUACCAACUACGCGCCGCACCCCCAAAAUUUUCGCGUUGAACUAAUCGUGCGACUAGCCAACCGCCUAUCUUGGGGAGUAACGGGGCUGCCCUAGGAUCGUCUGAUGUCGCUGGGGGCACACGAGGGACGUAUGAGGACGUGACCUGGUGCUGUGCCGGCUGGUUCCCCUGGGGAGACAGAGGGGGGGGGCAGCGUAGUGUCUAAGUGGAUUGCUGGCGAAGGCUGCCGCUGUGCGUCCCGCGGUCUUGGGCAGUUUCCCUCCCGAGGGAUGAUCGGCACGGGGCAGUAAGUCAACCAUAUACCGUUACAGUAGCAGCGCAGUGGGAAAGACCAUCCACUGGUGCGUAAGUGUUUGGUUAAGGAGCGGCUACCAGGAAUGUCCGUCUGGUGCCCUCAGUGAUGUUGCGAUGAGGUGUUGCCUGGGAAUGGCUACCUGGUAUGUUACGUCAGGCUAGCACCCGGCCCUAUGCCUAAGCAACAAGCGGUCAGCCGCUUAAAUACUCAGGGGCGACCCCCAUUGGUCGUACACGGAUCUAGAAUCCAUGUGCAACGUUGUCAAUUACGUAACAGACCAUCCGUGCAACGUUGCCACUUACGUAAUCUAUCCCCAGUCUGACUGCCUCCGUCUGACUGCCUCCUGGUCUGACAAUUACGUACACGCACCUUCCACACUCGCAACCUGGGUUAGUGCGAACCCUGCCGCCUCUCCACCUCUGUCAAGGGGGAAAACAUCCACGCCCCCACACGCAUAUGCGCAUGUUCGCUAAGUCGCGACCUAUUUUGUCAAGCCCAAAGUUCAAUGAGCCAUUUGUCUCGCCACAGGCAUUCAAGUAACAUGUGUGUAGGUGGAGUUGGUACAAGAGGAGUGCCAGGUGAUUGCUUACUACGGGUUCAGCCAUAGAAAAUCAUUGUAUCUACGUCGCCUUAGUUGGCACCCGAUGCCAGGCGCAAGGUGUGGGUCACAGCGUUCGAGAUUCCGAUGGAAUCAUGUGAUCACGAUUGUUACUUGGCGUGAUGAGGAAAUGUGUGGAGAAGCUGGAAUGCGAAGCUGUUAAUGCUGCAGAUCCCUCUGGGGCAUGCAGCAUCGAGGUUUGUCCAAUACUGUCUUUCAGGCACUUGCGAUGCUGGUACGACGGGACUCAGUCCGGCUAGAACUUGCUGCGCCAGGGGCAUCUGCAAGGACGAUGUGACAGGGCAAGGUAACUAGUGGCUAGUGGCUGAGUCCCGAGAAACAAGGCACUCGCGGCCCAGGCAUCGAUGCCUGGCUGCGUUCCAGGUGGGUUUAUUUUGUGGGUUUCGCAUUGUCGCGAAUGGCAGCCUAGUCGCGCGCGAGCUGGUACACGUCAGCCCUGCCCGGACCGGCAGUCUGCUUCACGCCAGUGUAACCAUUUGGUGCG
Chlamydomonas reinhardtii is the source of this 3010-nucleotide messenger RNA. RefSeq lists its product as uncharacterized. Lineage: Eukaryota; Viridiplantae; Chlorophyta; Chlorophyceae; Chlamydomonadales; Chlamydomonadaceae. The transcript is spliced from 6 exons. Bases 563 to 751 code for a protein of 62 amino acids. The record is from RefSeq and is a predicted model, not a curated record.